Plasmopara halstedii is the source of this 6543-nucleotide messenger RNA. RefSeq names its product snf2 family nterminal domain containing protein. Gene Ontology annotation, molecular function: DNA binding; ATP-dependent chromatin remodeler activity; ATP hydrolysis activity. Gene Ontology annotation, biological process: chromatin remodeling. Gene Ontology annotation, cellular component: chromatin; nucleus. Lineage: Eukaryota; Oomycota; Peronosporomycetes; Peronosporales; Peronosporaceae. The coding region runs from base 1 to 6543 and encodes 2180 amino acids. The transcript has 3 exons. The record is from RefSeq and is a predicted model, not a curated record.
AUGGAAGAUUGCCAUAAAUCUCCGAUGUUAGAAAUUAACCAAUCACAUUACAAAAAUCAUCAACCUUACACAAAUUUUAAACUAUUCGGUGAGUGCGUACAAGAGUCGACCGUCAUGUCCUUGUAUGGUACUCCCAACGUGACAGAGGAUGCUUUUGAGCUAUCAAGCUCCAGUUCUAAGAGCGACUUGACAAUGGGGGAUAUAACCGUCAAUUCGAGGCUCAAACUCAGAACAAGACGUAACAAAGCUAAUGUGAGUGGUAAUAACACCUCAGACUCAUCCGAUGUGGAGAGACCCGCGAAGAGACGACGAGAUAUGACCAGGCAGAUCCAGUACUACGAAAAUGAAGGUGAUCUGGAAGAAGACGAAGUCGAGGGAAUAGAUGAAGACGAGACGGAGGAUUAUGUAGACCAAGAAAGGGAAACUGAGUCAGAAGAUGAAAAACUAUCAGAGAAGUAUCCAAAUCGAAGGCGCAGUGGCCGCAAACGAAAAUCAAUGCAAUCUGUAAUCGACCUGUCGUACGACAGUUAUGUCUUGAAUACUGAUGAAGAGGAUGAAAGGGCAAACGUAAAGCCGAAAUCGAAGCAAAGGGCGUCAGCCAAAGCCAAGACAAAGGAGAAGGUGAAACGAAAAAAUUCUUUGUCAGACUCUGAUGAGGCAGAUUCUGAGGAAGAUAGCGAGAUGUCGGAAAACGUGCCAGAGUCGGAUGGAUUUGUCAUUGGCAAAGUACUGGCUUGUGAAACGCACACUCAAAGAGAAUGGAAGAAAAUGUGCUGGAACAAGAACACUCGCUUUUUGACUCAUAGCUCUAUUUUUUUGCCAUCAGACGACGAAGAGGAAGAAGAUAAUGAAGAGGAGAUAUUCUCGAGUCAUGUGCAGAGAACGGGAAAACGUCAUGCUACAACUAAGAGGGAAGGACGUGCGGCAAUAAAGGAAAGUAUCGAUGUGGAUGACAUUGAAGAUGCUGGUGAGGAACGCUUCUUGAUCAAGUGGAAGACACUUUCGUAUCUGCAUACAAGUUGGCAAACAGAAGAAGAAUUACUGGAGACAGACAAGCUGGCAAAAGGAAAAAUACAACGCUUUCGCGAGAAAAAACUAGGCACAUUAUACAGUCAAGAUAUCCAAGGAGACGAAUAUUUUAAUCCAGAGUUUCGAAGUGUUGAUCGUAUACUUGAACUUCGAGAUAAGCCACUUGAUGACUUUGUUCCGGACGAUGCUGUUGAAGGUGAAAGCAAGUGUCAGUUUGUGUUAGUGAAGUGGAAGGCUCUUCCGUACGAUGAAAUCACAUGGGAGCGAGAAGAUGAUGUAGGUGAUGACGCCGCAAUGAAGCAAUACAACGCACGAAUUGUGCGAGCAGCGAAGCGCUAUAAGAAAAUUGCGCUUGCAAAACAUUUACCGCAAAAUAAGCGCAAAAAUUUUAGGGGCUACACCGCUGAUUCGCCACCACCGUGUCGGAAAGAGCAAAACUUAUUGCUACGUGACUAUCAGCUUACGGGUGUAAAUUGGUUACUUUUCAAUUGGUAUCAAAAACGAAAUUCAAUGCUGGCAGAUGAGAUGGGUCUUGGAAAAACUGUACAGACAGUCAUGUACAUUAACCAUCUCGCCGUGGUGGAGCUUACACCGCAACCAUUUAUCAUUGUGGCCCCACUUUCGACGUUGGGUCAUUGGCAGCGCGAAUUUGAUAGCUGGACCAACCUUAAUGCCGUUGUGUAUCAUGGGUCUGCUGCGGCGCGGGAUGUGCUGCAAAAUUAUGAGUUUUUUAUAUCGAAGAAUGAGCUGCUGCAUGCUGCUGAGCUAACAGGACAUAGCAGCAACAGUAAGCUGUCGACCUCACGACCGAAGCGCAAGUGCUAUCGCUUUGAUGUGCUUAUCACCACAUUUGAAAUGGCUUGCGCGACGGAUUUGUACAAGCUGGCGCAGAUCAAUUGGCAGCUGAUGGUUGUGGAUGAGGCGCAUCGAUUAAAGAACCGAAACUCGAAGUUGUCAAACAUCCUCCAUACAAGAUACACCUACGAAAAUAUGUUGUUGCUGACAGGUACUCCACUGCAAAAUAAUGUUGAGGAGCUUUGGGUGCUUUUAAACUUUCUUGAUGGUGAUAAAUUUGCGUCAAAGGAUAAAUUCCUUGAAAAUUUUGGGGAGCUUACAGAUUCUGCACAAGUCGAUCGUUUGCAUACAGAACUUAAGCCGUACAUACUUCGACGCAUGAAGGAAGAUGUGGAGAAGUCGCUUGCUCCAAAAGAGGAAACUAUUAUUGAAGUCGAACUCACUGUGCUUCAAAAGCAAUAUUAUCGCGCUAUCUAUGAGAAAAAUACAGAAUUUCUCUCAAGAGGUAGCAAAAAAGGUGACACACCUAGCCUGAUGAAUGUUUUAAUGGAGCUUCGCAAGUGCUGUAACCAUCCUUUUCUCGUUCGAGGUGUAGAGGAGCGCGAAGUGAAGCGUUUAACAAAACAAAAAGAUGUGUCGAAAGAAGAAAUUCAACGUCAAAUUCGUGAAAGUCUUGUGGACACAGCGGGUAAGCUGACUCUUCUAGACAAGUUGCUGCCGCGCCUCAAAGACAAUGGUCAUCGAGUAUUGAUUUUUUCCCAAUUUAAAAUAAUGCUUGACAUUCUUCAGGACUAUCUGGCACUGCGUCGCUACAAUUGUGAGCGCAUUGAUGGCAAUAUCACAGGCAACGAGAGACAAUCAGCGAUUGAUCGAUUCAGUCGAGAAGACAGUACCUCAUUUAUCAUGCUAUUAAGCACUCGCGCAGGCGGUGUGGGCAUUAAUUUGACAGCGGCUGAUACCGUUAUUAUAUAUGACAGCGACUGGAACCCGCAAAAUGAUCUUCAGGCUCAAGCACGUUGUCAUCGUAUCGGCCAGAAAAAAAGUGUGAAAAUUUAUCGAUUGCUUACAGCAAAAACUUACGAAUUGCACAUGUUUCACACGGCGUCCUUAAAGCUUGGACUAGAUCAAGCAGUGCUGGGAGGUAUCAAAAAUGACGAUCCUGUAGCAAAACUAAAAGGGACGGCAAAGUCGAGCAAGACCAACGAUCGGAUGUCAAAAGAGGAGAUUGAGAACUUACUCAAGCAUGGCGCUUACGAAAUAUUUAAGGAGCAGGACAGUGAAGCUGAGGCAGCUAGCAAACAAUUUAGCGAGGAAAGCAUCGAUCAAAUUCUUAGCCGCAGUACCACGAUUGUUCAUGAUCCAACUCGAGGUAAUGGGAACGAGACGAAAAGUGUCAUGUCUUCGUUUUCAAAGGCAACUUUUGUAAGUUCGACUAAUCCAGACGAGGAAGUAGACGUUGACGAUCCAAAUUUCUGGACGAAAGUGAUUGGCUUAAAUGGAGUUGAGGAACAGAAGAAAACAGAGCCGUCACCUUUGCAAAAAAGACGUUGCCGUCGUAAGGUGAAGUCUUACCUGACUGACGACGAUAAGACUUACAUGAUUGAUGGGAGUGAAGAUGAACGCGCUUGUCGCAAAAAAUUGUUUCGAGGGAUGGAAGUUCAAAAAGACGAAGAGUUUGUAAUUUCCAAUGAGGAUGAUGAUGACGAUGACGAUAUGAGCAAUUCAUCAAUGACAGAAGACGACCAUUCUGUCGAUAACAAGCGAAAGCGCACUCAGUUACUAAACAUACCGAUAUUUCACCAUGUAGAACGAAUUAUCGAGCUUCUUGGAAGUUUUGGAUACGGGCGAUGGGAUGACAUGAAGCGGCAUUGUUCAACAUUACAAGCGUACCCAAAUGCAGAACUAAUUCAAUUUGCUCAAAAGUUUGUCACCGGAAUGGUUCGCGUGAUGACAGCAACAACGACUUUCGAGCGUAUUGGCUUAGGAUUGGAGCCUAGCCGAGUGUAUAUAGUUUCGAGCACCCCUCCUCCGUUGCUAAUGGGAUCUGCGUCACCAAUUGAAAGAUAUGCGUAUGAACUCAACGUUUCGGCUCGCCGCUUUCCUUUUCUUCUUGCCAUGAUGAAGGACAUGCAAGUUGAGAAUCUGCUGGCUGUCGCAGUACCUCCAUCGCUAUGGCUAACGGAUUAUCAGAGUAGAACAGCACGUGGGUUUCGUACGAAGCUGCAACAGAUUGACAUCAUGUAUAGGCUGAGCGAAUUUGUGCAGCUAAACUUCAGUAAAGCGCCGGCGCUCGUUCAUACUAUCGAGUGUCUACAAAGUAUUGGAAACGAAGCUGUUGUUCAAAAUAUGAUUGAAUCUGGUACAGUUCCGCCAUUACCUGUUGAACUGCCUAUUAAGCAGAAAGAAACAGUCAAACCUGCAUCUGAAAUAGAGACGUUUAAAAAAACUGAAGUAGUCUCUGUAGAAGAUACUGCAAGCAAAGAUGAAAAGGCUGCAGUGACAACAGAUCGGAAUCCCAUCGCGUCAACUCUUUCUUCUAAAAGCGAGAAAUUGGACGAGGCUGAAUGCAAGAUGAUAUCGUCUGCAGAGGUUGCGACGCAUGAUAAUCAUACUAUUUCUCAAUCCGACGAAGUAAAGUCAGUUGAAAAAAAUGACGAAACAAUUGAUAUGUCAUCCGAGAAACAUUUGGCUAUUGAAAAAUACUCGAAGACUCCACCUGACUGCGUUAACAUUCCUGGUUCGGGUCCGACCCAAACUCCAACAGAAACGAGCGACGACAAGAACGAAAAGAAUGUCGACACUUUGAGUUGUGAAAAUAAAUUUAUCCCUAGAAAUACUGGUGCUGAAAAUGAAAGUGAUUCGUCAUUACGUGAAAACGCUGGUAGUGGUCCUGCAAAAGAGCCAAUAGUGCAAGGGAAGUCCGGCCCAUUAGCCGAAAAUGAGCGGAUGCAGGCAAUGCGGAUCCUUGGAUCAUUGCCUCCUGUUAAUUCCCCUGAGCUGGUGGCACCUUGGUGGAUUUCUCGUGUAGAUGACGUUAUGCUUUUGAUACAUGUGUAUCGUGAAGGAUGGGUUAAAGGACGAGGUAUACCCAGUCAGAUGGUAAACAUAUCAACGUUGUUUGGACACCGCGCAAAGUGUUAUCCGACUUCUAAAUGGCCCUCUAUGGCCAUCUUAAAUCGGCGUCUGAAGUUGCUACUACACUUGUGGACAUCCACAAAAAGCACUAGCAUUGCACCAUCCACGACAUCGAUUGCUACAGCAUUGAAUUUAACCACCUCAAAGCUUCAGCGACAGCAACAGCUUCUCGAUCUGCAGCAGAAACUUCAACACCAACUUGAGCAUCAGCGUGUGCCACAUGCAAAAAUGUCGGCCAAUAAUGUACGACAUAAUCAGUUUGCGAAGCUUGUGUUUUCAUUCGGAAUUCCAGAUGUUAGCACUUGUCAAGACAUGCGCGAGCGCAAUGAAAAAUGGCGCUAUUUUUUGCAAGACAGUCAAUUAAAUAUUGGACACUGCUCACUAGAGGAACUUCUCGCUGAAGCACAUGAUCUGGAGCGUGUAUGCCGUCAUCGUUUGCGCGCAGCUGCUGACAGACAGAUUAUCAGUAUGUUUAGCAACGAAGACUCGAUUUUGGGUGGCAAGCGUGGCUUUUGGCUUCUUACAACUACGCAGUGUCGACGGUUAGUGCAUCGCAUCGAUCUGUUUCGGCUGCUUCGGACUCAGAUCCUUAUCUUACCACCAGCUCAGCUCGUUGAAGUAGUCGCUCGCGUGGUCAGGGUACAGUCAGUGUCUACAGAGUAUCCAGCCUGGUGGAGUAGUCCAAGGCAUGACAUUUUGCUGUUGCAGGGUGUUGAAUGCUACGGACUUGAUGAACAUUUGGCUUCGGUUUGGAAACUUCCGCUGUUUAGCUCUGCAAAUACAACAAAUUCGAAUCCAGGAUUUAGCUGGGUAGAGAAUUAUGUGACAGCACUCGCAUUAACGUGUCGCAAUUUGCUUAUCAAAGUGCUUAAGAAUCGAGCUGAACGACUCAUUGAUCUGAGCAAUGACGACACGGAAAUAUCGCGCUCGCGACCUUCUCGCAAUCAAGAAUCGGAGACUGUACGUCGCAUUCGAGAUAUCGGGGCCAUGCGAAAAGAAGAUCCACACGUUGUUCCGUCAGUUCGUUUACGACAGAUUUUUGAAAGCAAUACAUCGCAGCGAGAGAAGCGUCGUGAAGAGUUGUCUCCAGUAAAGUUAAACCCGAUUAAAAGUCUUUUGAUGCCAGAAGAGGAGACGGCCUUGAUGCAGCUAGAGGAUCCAUGUUUUUCCACGCACGUACGAGCAAUUUGGGCUAAGCAGAAAAAGCACGAUGAAAUAAAGGACGCAAAUGCUCACUCAGCACUGUCAUGUAAGGCUAGCAGUGAUGCACUAGAGGAUACGGUGGAUAGAAAUGGCAGCAGCACUCAAGACAUGGAGAUGACAUCACCAUCGUCUAAGAACAAGGGCAAUAAUGAUUCUGGAAAAGUUGCGAAGGAAGUUCACGUGUCUAUGAGUAAAAGACCAGUCCGAGCUGCUGCUGUAGCUGCGAUAAGUAAGCUGAACAAUUCGAGAAUUUCAAGUAGUGGUAAGAGUCAAGAUCUCGAUGUAGCUUCUGAUAAAGUUACUGUGGCGAAAAGCGAGCCAAAAAAAUCUGUGCAAUCUUGGAAUGUGAUCGUGAUUGACUCCUCUGAUGACUCCGAUUAA